CCACACUUUUCUCUUUCUUUUCAACCUCUGUUUCGGCAAGGUACGCACGCUCCACGUGGCCCUUCUUAAUUUGUGCAACUUAAAAUUGUGUUUGCAAACCAAUCCUAGCCAUGGUGCGUAUGAACGUAUUGGCCGAUGCCCUUAAGUGCAUCAACAACGCAGAGAAGCGCGGCAAGCGCCAGGUGCUCCUGCGUCCCUGCUCGAAGGUCAUCAUCAAGUUCCUGACCGUCAUGAUGAAGCACGGCUACAUCGGCGAAUUCGAAAUUGUCGAUGACCAUCGUUCCGGCAAGAUCGUUGUGAACCUCACCGGUCGCCUGAACAAGUGCGGCGUCAUCUCGCCCCGUUUCGAUGUCCCCAUUAACGAUAUCGAAAAGUGGACCAACAAUCUGCUGCCGUCCCGUCAGUUCGGUUACGUUGUCCUCACCACCUCGGGCGGUAUUAUGGACCACGAGGAGGCCAGGAGAAAACAUUUGGGAGGCAAGAUCCUUGGUUUCUUCUUCUAAAAAAUGCAAGCAAAAUGAGGAAACAACAACGAGGAGCUGCGGCGAGUGUGUGUGGGAGUUGCUAUGUAGCAAAUUAUUUUAUUUUCACGACGACACCCCCCCCCCCAAGAUCGCCACCACCCAUUCGUGAUAUAUUCGUGGAUCGGGGCGUGGAGAGAGUAUGAACGGAUGCCUCCAUUCAUAUUGACAUCAAUGAAUGUUCACAAUAAAAACGCGAAAUAAAAUGAUUGAUACAUACUAAUUUUAAA
This is a messenger RNA of Drosophila bipectinata, 751 nucleotides long. It is a transcript of the gene RpS15Aa, whose product is annotated as Ribosomal protein S15Aa. The record is from RefSeq and is a predicted model, not a curated record. Gene Ontology annotation, biological process: translation. Lineage: Eukaryota; Metazoa; Arthropoda; Insecta; Diptera; Drosophilidae. Gene Ontology annotation, cellular component: cytosolic small ribosomal subunit; ribosome. Gene Ontology annotation, molecular function: structural constituent of ribosome.